AUGCGCGCCCUCACGGAGACAGAGACCAAAACCCUUUUCUCCAAGCUCGCAAACUACACUGGCCGUUCCCUGAAUAACUUAAUCGCACCUCCCGCCUCUUCAGCCACAGAAGGCGACCAGUCUUCAGCAGAUGACCGCCAUGUCUUCCGCCUCCAUGGCUCCCGAGUAUACUAUGUGCGCCUAUCGAUAGCCAACCUGGCCACGGCAGUGCCUCGCGAAAAUCUUCUUUCGCUAGGUACUUGCAUCGGGAAAUUCACCAAGACGGGCAAAUUCAGACUACAUAUUACUGCGUUGGAUGUGAUUGCACCGCAUGCGAGAUACAAGGUCUGGAUCAAGCCGAAUGGGGAGAUGCCAUUCCUUUACGGAGGGAAUAUUGUGAAAGCGCAUGUUGGGCGGUGGAGUGAAGACUGUCCGGAACACUCCGGUGUGGUAGUGUAUUCGAUGGAUGACACGCCUUUAGGAUUCGGAGUCACCGCUCGAUCAACAGCGGAAGCACGAAGGCUUGAUCCCACAGGCAUUGCAGCAUUUCGGCAGGCAGACAUAGGAGAGUAUCUCAGAGAGGAGGAUACACUAUUUACCACGUAAUAAUUCUUAGAUUUAUUUCCUAUUUUUAUUCGUUUCCUGGUCCGGUGGAAAAUUCUGGCGUUUACUUGUGUCUACUUCUGAUUUUCGCAUUUGUUGCUUUCCAGGCUUCCGUCUUUGUUCUGUGUCCACUUUUACUCAAUCUAUAGCUUCGAGUUCAUUUAGUUACGUAUGUGUAUUGAUUGACCUACCUAACGCACUACGCUCAUGUCGUGCGUGGAAUCGGAAAGCUCCCAGAUUCACUGCUAGAGAAGCCUUGGUUUCUGG
Messenger RNA from Histoplasma capsulatum G186AR, 849 nucleotides. RefSeq names its product ribosome biosynthesis protein NIP7. Gene Ontology annotation, biological process: ribosome assembly; ribosomal large subunit biogenesis. The record is from RefSeq and is a predicted model, not a curated record. Gene Ontology annotation, molecular function: RNA binding. Gene Ontology annotation, cellular component: preribosome, large subunit precursor; nucleolus; nucleus. The coding region runs from base 1 to 585 and encodes 194 amino acids. Lineage: Eukaryota; Fungi; Ascomycota; Eurotiomycetes; Onygenales; Ajellomycetaceae. The transcript is spliced from 3 exons.